AUGCCGGCAAAUGCCGUUGAUAAUAGUUCUGUAGUAUCCUCUUCUUAUUCAGAUGUUUCAUAUGUAUCGGACACGAGGAAACGACAAUAUAAAAAAGAUGAAUCUCUUCGAAGGAAAAUAGCUACGGAACUGAGCAAGAAAUCAGCAAAUCUUGAUUCCCCAGCUAAAUCCACAAAGCGACAUGGUGAGCCUGGAACUGUUGAAAGCGUUGCACUUGAUGCAGCAUUGACAGUUCAUAUGCAUAGCUCGAUAACGGAAACAGCCCAACUGAUGGCGGCCAAACGACAGGACUGUGUUUUGGUUGUAGACGAGGAAGGACAAUUAACUGGUAUCCUGACUUCGAGUGAUAUUGCAACGAAAUGUGUGGGUGCUGGGUUUGAUGCUCGACAAACUUAUGUAGCUGAUAUAAUGACAAACGGCCCUAUAUGCAUUACUAACGAUACAAGAAUUGAUGCCGCACUUGAAUUGAUGGUAGAACAUCAAAUCCGACAUCUUCCUGUGGUAAGCGACGGUGAAGAUGGCGAUGAAGGAGAUGUCAUUGGAAUCAUCAACAUGCGAACAUGUUUACAUGAACCUCUAGAUCGAAUCUCCCGUCAACAAGAAGCUGCCGAACGGCUUGUGGCUGCUCUCGAAGGCGCUCAAGAAGAAUUGGAAGAUAAGUCCGCUUCUGGAAGCGCCAAUAACUCUUCUCAUUCAGGUGGUCCACAUGCGGCAGAAUUUGUUGAAUACGUAGAAUCUCUCAGAAAGAAGGCCUCAGGCCAAGAUGUAUUAUCUUUGAUUGAAACUACCCAAGAGCCAGUCUUGGUGGGCACACGAACUACCGUGGCUGAGGCUGCAGAAUCCAUGGCCCAUGCGAACGUUUCUUCCGUUCUUGUAAUGGAAAAUGGUGCUGUUUCUGGUAUCUUUACCUCUCAUGAUAUUGUGCUUCGCGUUCUUGCUGCAGGGCUCGAUUCUUUUCGUUGCUCUGUCAUCCGAGUUAUGACUCCUCACCCAGAUUGUGCUCUCAUUGACCUGCGAGUGAGCACGGCCCUUGAAAGAAUGCUUGAAGGAAAAUUUCAUUUUCUUCCUAUUGUUGACGAAGACGACUCUAUUGUUGGCUUGCUUUCGCUUUUCCAACUAGCAACGGCAAUCCUUGCUGAGCAGUCUCCUGAAGAAGACGAAGGUAUAGAACAUGAAAAUCAAGAGCUCGAAGAAAAUAUUUUGUCGAAAACCGCUUCACAAGAAAACCAUCCCCUCUUGGCUCCUUCCAACGGAGAUAUCGAUUUGACACCCAAAGUACCUGGCCCUAACCAAGGUAUUAUUCCCUCCCAUCAGCCAGGUUUACCUGAAUCCGAUGUGCUUCCCGUUCCUUUGACAUGGCAAGAAACAGAUAACCAUCCAGCCGAAAAAGAUACUCAGUACGCACAUUCCCUUCACGGAUCCCAUGUUUCCUAUCGUUCAGGACAAUACCCACUUUCCCCAACCCGCAACAACGAAUUUACGUAUCCCGGACAACCUUCCGCUCUUGAUGCAUAUGGGGCUUCGGAUAUACACGGCUAUGGAGCCUCGCAUACGGCACCUUCAUACGUUGGUUCGCUUUCUCAGUUUCAAGGAAACCCUUCAAUUAUGGAACAAGCAUUACAGGAUUUAGUGCAGCCGACCGAUUCCGCCUCUCAAAUCUUUCCCAUUCCACGCCCCUCUCCUUCGCAAUUUAGCAUAAAAUAUCGGUCAACGAUUGGACGAGUUCAUCGUCUUCGUUUAGAUCAAAUUAAUUCAUUAAGUGAUCUACAAAAGGCGGUCUCAAAUCGGGAAAACGAGCCAAACAUUACACUCACCUAUAUAGACGACGAAGGAGAUGUUGUUGAAAUUACAAGCGACGCUGAUCUUCGAGAAGCAAUCUUUUUGACUCGUCGGCGCGGACUUCCACGCUUAGAAAUUCGUGGUGUGGGAGCGAAUAGUCAUAUUGUUGAUGGUUUCAAUCCCGUUUUAUCGACGGUUGGAAGCAGUGCUGGAACUGCAUCCAUUUUGCAACCUAAAAUACCUACGGAUGAACCCGUUUUCAGUUCACCGAAGCCUUCAGCGGCAUCAACAAAGAAGCCUUCUGACCGGUCAUUAGCUUUUGCCGGCGUGGUGUCUGGAAGUAUUGCCGUAGUACUCUUAUCAGCUUGGUUUUUACGUCGCAGGCGUUGA
Messenger RNA from Schizosaccharomyces osmophilus, 2169 nucleotides. RefSeq names its product CBS and PB1 domain protein, conserved protein, implicated in signaling, Mug70-like (gene mug70). The record is from RefSeq and is a predicted model, not a curated record. The transcript has a single exon. Gene Ontology annotation, molecular function: protein binding. NCBI's taxonomy places the organism in Eukaryota, Fungi, Ascomycota, Schizosaccharomycetes, Schizosaccharomycetales, Schizosaccharomycetaceae. The coding region runs from base 1 to 2169 and encodes 722 amino acids.